CCUCCCUCCUCACAACCUACGACUUCCGGAAUCACCUCGUUGUACCAUAUAAGCUGUGCAACCGAGGCCUGCGAUCCUCAAAGCAAAAUAACCUCGAUCGAAACCCCAGAAUCGUCACCCAUCAUGAACAUCGAUACGAUCCCAGAGUUCCUGGCAGAGCAGACCGAGAAGGCUCACAGUGAUCUGCAACCACUGUUCCUUGACUUUGAGGAUUUGUGGGAGAAAAAAUUAUGGCAUCAGUUGACGGAUGCGCUGAUAGAGUUUUUCAACCACAAAGAGAGUGCUUCCCAACGCCUGGAUAUCUACAAGAAGUUCAUUCUCUCGUUCGCCGACAAGAUCAACCAACUGAAGCUCGUAACCUUGGCUCUCAGUGCUGCUACACAGUGCAAAACCAGCGAAGAACGCCUCUCCUUCCUCACAGCCCUGGCGAAUAAGGUCAACGGCCCGAACUCUCAAGAUGCCUAUGUCUACGCUACAGUCGCUGUUGCUACCAUCAAGCUCGAGUUGGAUGACAAGGAUGGUUCGCGGAAAGACUUGGACAAGUCAGAGAAGAUCUUGGAUGGCUUUGAUUCCGUCGAGACUAUCGUCCAUGCCGCUUUUUACAGAGUCAAUGCAGAGUACUUUCAUUCCAAAGGAGAAUAUGCCUCGUACUACCGCAACGCCUUAUUGUUCUUGGCUUGUAUCGACUUGAACGACCUCACACCAAACGAGCGCAAGCAGCGGGCAUACGAUCUUGCUAUUGCAGCUUUGGUCUCGGACACAAUAUACAACUUUGGCGAGCUUCUUCUCCACCCUAUCCUCGAUUCUUUAAAGAGCAGUGAAGAAUGGUUGUACAAAUUACUCUUCGCCUUCAACGCCGGAGAUCUGAUAGCUUAUGAUAGCCUGGCCAACCACAUCACCUCCAACGAGAUCCUCAGACAACACCAAGAUGGCCUGAGACAAAAGAUCUACCUGGCUACGUUGACCGAGACCGUAUUCCGAAGACCACCACACGAUCGUGCUAUGUCCUUCAGCACCAUUGCCGAGGAGACCAAGGUCCGACCUGACGAGAUCGAGCACUUGAUCAUGAAGGCUUUGAGCUUAGGCCUGUUACGAGGAAGCAUAGACCAAGUUGAUGAGAUUGCAAGAAUCAACUGGGUACAGCCUAAGGUGUUGGACAUGAAGCAAAUCGACAACAUGCGUGCGAGAUUACAGGAGUGGGACUCAAAUGUCAACCAACUGGGUCACUGGAUCGAGGCAAAGGGACAGGAUGUUUGGGCGGCAUGAUUUCACAUGGCAUGGCGUCUGGAUUAAUGAAGACUGGGCAUGGGAUGUAUUAUAGAUCUCUGAGCAUGAGACAAGAUAUUGGCAUUAGCCACUAAGAAAAACUGAUGCAGCAGAGGCUUGAUCUGUUUUUGAUCAAGAUCCUCAAUGAGAAUAUACACUUCACAAGCAAACCUAGAACUUAACCUCUCA
This is a messenger RNA of Mollisia scopiformis, 1455 nucleotides long. RefSeq lists its product as uncharacterized. The transcript is spliced from 3 exons. Bases 124 to 1266 code for a protein of 380 amino acids. Gene Ontology annotation, biological process: ubiquitin-dependent protein catabolic process. Lineage: Eukaryota; Fungi; Ascomycota; Leotiomycetes; Helotiales; Mollisiaceae. The record is from RefSeq and is a predicted model, not a curated record. Gene Ontology annotation, molecular function: structural molecule activity. Gene Ontology annotation, cellular component: cytosol; proteasome regulatory particle, lid subcomplex; nucleus.